Molecule: messenger RNA, 12214 nt
Organism: Pecten maximus
Lineage: Eukaryota; Metazoa; Mollusca; Bivalvia; Pectinida; Pectinidae
Product: lipoxygenase homology domain-containing protein 1-like
Exons: 48
Coding region: 183-7877 (2564 amino acids)
Molecular function (GO): protein binding
Source: RefSeq, a predicted model, not a curated record
CAUGUCCGAGUACCCAGAAAUACCCGUACAAAAUGGCAGACCCGUAUCCAUUUAACUAACAGCAGAACUAAGGAUACCAAACGUUAUAUUGUGUGAGAUUUAUUACCAAAAGGCCAUUAGGAAGCACAAAACAGGUGCUCGUUUUGUAUAGUAUAUUGGAAUUACCAGUUCAGAAGUGAAGAAUGCAGGCACCAUGUACGAACUCGGAGGCAGUGAAGAGAUGCAUGUCAUUCCCAAACAAACCACUGUCCAGUCAGAUGCGAUAUAUUGAACCACGACCGCCUUAUGCCGCCGGGAAUAAUGUGGUCAAACGUGAAAGACCAUACUCUGCUCCAAUGCGACGCAUCACAACCAACAAUCACACAGAACCCUGGCGUGGGCCAAAGUAUGACCGAACCCCCGCCCGGCCAAGUUACAACGUAACACUCAAUCAUCAUACAUGGGACACAGAGUUCAGUCGUCGUGCACCUUAUGCCCCAAGAAGAAAAGAUGUUUAUUCAAACUCCAUGUAUGAUCCUGUAGACAGAGGAGGGAAGACACCCCCCUUCCCACCGUACGACCCCCUCAAUGACCCUCACCUCACAGAAUACUUCGACAGACGCUUUGGACUCAUACAGGCAGCUUCAGCUACGAAACGAGGCUGGGGGUCGCGACCUUCCAGCGCCAGUAGUUAUAUGUCUGGAGGCAGUAAAAGAAUUAAAAAGUCGAGUGGCAUAGGAAGUUCCUCUGGUGAAAAGUCUACGUUGUACAAGGUCGCUGUUCUCACAGGGGACCUCAAAAAUGCAAGCACAGAUGCCAAAGUUUUCAUCACUCUAAAGGGGCUUAAGGGCAAGAUACCUAAAACAAGGCUGACCAAGAAAGCUGGCUCAGUAAAAUCCAACAAAGAUGUUGCUUUCAGAUUCUCCCGGGAUAGUACUCACAUUUUCAAAGUCCGCGGACCGAAUGUGGGCAACCUCAAGUCGGUCAUUAUUGAGCACAAUGGUACAAAGAAAGAGGAUGCCUGGUUUUUAAGGGAGAUUGAAGUUGUUCACGUCAAGACGAAAAAGAGCUGGGUGUUUGUGUGUAACCAAUGGCUGUCCCUGGUCCACGGCGACCAACAGACGCAACGUGAACUUUUCCCUCGCAUGUCACCUAAAACAACUUAUGAGAUCGUGGCAGUUACCGGGGACAAGAUGAACGCCGCAACGAAUGCCAAUGUGUAUUUGACAAUUUAUGGUAGAACUGGUGCUACUGAAAAAAUACCACUGAAAAACAACACUGGCAAAAUGUUUGAACGAGGCAGUAGUGACAUUUUCAAAGUGAACACAAGAUGUGUAGGUCCGAUGCGUAAAGUGCGUGUUGAACAUGAUAACACAGGGCUCGGCGCUGGCUGGUACUUGGAAAGGAUUGUCGUAUCCGACAUGAAGCACCAACAGUGGAAAUACUUUUUCCCGUGCGGACAAUGGCUUGCACGGGAUGAGGGAGAUGGCGCCAUCUGUCGGGACCUCAUUGGCAGCAAAGACCCGUUUGGUAUCAGAAAAGAGAGCAAGUAUAAAAUCACAGUCUACACUGGUGAUAAUCGGGGAGCUGGUACAGACGCCAACGUAUACGUCACAAUAUUUGGGGAAGUUGGAGACUCUGGAGAGAAACGACUUGACUCAACUUCGAACAAUUACAGACGAGGAAAGUCUGAUGAGUUCAUGGUGAAGGCGCCAUGUUUGGGGAGGUUGGAACGUAUCCGGAUUGGACAUGACAAUUCAGGAUUUGGUCCAGGCUGGUUCUUGGACAAGGUAAUCGUUGAUGAUGUUGACAACAACAUUGUGUACGAGUUUCCUUGUAAUCGAUGGCUCGCUAUGGACGAAGAUGAUGGUAUGACAUCUAGAGACCUCAUUGUGAAUGUUGGCCCGAUGAACAUCGCUCCAGGAAUUCCUUACGUGAUUACCGUGACAACGGGGGAUAAAUCCAAUGCUGGUACAGAUGCCAGAGUUUUCGUAGUGAUGAAUGGACCACAGGGGAAAACAAGUGGGAAAAUUUGGUUAGAGACCGGGAAAUUUGAGCGAGGAACAACAGAUAUCUUCAAUGUUGAUGUUGUGGAGAUGUUGAGUCCCCUUAAGGAGAUUGAGAUCGGCCAUGACAACAGUGGUCUAGGACCUGGAUGGUAUCUGGAGCAGGUGAUUGUCUUCUGCCCAAGCACGGGUAUAGAACAAGUGUUCCCCUGCCAGAAGUGGUUCGCCACCAACAGCGGUGAUGGACAGAUACAGCGUACACUUAAAGAACAAAAAGCUGUCCGAAAAACAAAGGAGAAAAAGAUCCCAUGGCUUGUUGUCGUAUCAACAAGUGAUAUUAAAAGUGCUGGUACAGAUGCAAACGUCUACAUGGUUGCCUAUGGUGACAAAGGAAAGUCUGACAAGGUCACAUUGAGCAACAAAGGUGACAAUUUUGAGAAGGGGCAGACAGAUCACUUCAAGGUCGGCAUGGUUGACAUCGGCAAGCUGUAUAAGAUACGAGUGUGGCACGACAACGAAGGACUGGCCUCGGGCUGGCAUCUCCACAAGUUCGUCCUCGAGAACAUGACGACCAAAGAGAAGUACAACUUCAAGUGUGGACGCUGGUUGGCAGAUGAUGAGGACGACAAAUCACUCAUACGUGAAAUGCCAGCGGAGAGUAAAGAAAUCAACAAACCGCUACCAUUGGUUAAAUACAAUGUAGAAGUUCAUACAGGAAAGAAAAUGCGAGCUGGGACUGACGCCAAUGUGUUCCUGAAUAUGUUCGGUGAACUAGGUGAUACUGGGGACCGACCUCUAAAAGAAUCCAAAAGCAACAGAAAUAAAUUUGAGAAGGGAAACGUUGAUAUGUUCACAUUAGAAGCCGUGACCUUGCUCAAGAUGAACAAGGUCAUUAUAGGGCAUGAUGGGAAGGGUGCCGGUUCAGGCUGGUUUCUGGACAAGGUAGUGGUCAAACAGGAAGGCUCGGACAAAUACGACUAUACAUUUGAAUGUGAACGUUGGCUUGCCACCAGUGAGGAUGAUGGUCAGAUUGUCCGGGAGCUGACCCUAGGGUCACACAUGUUGUCCACAACCACAUACAACGUUUUUGUGACAACGGGUGACGUCAGAAGCGCAGGAACAGACGCCAAUGUUUCAAUCAAAAUAUUUGGGUCUAAAGGUGACACAGGAGAGCUUCAGCUUCGGUCAUCAGAAAAUACCUCAAACAAAUUUGAAAGAGGAAAGACAGACAUGUUUAAGCUGGAAUCUGUGAACAUAGGUGUGUUGAAGAAGAUAAGAAUAGGACAUGACAACUCCAAGCCGGGAGCUGGUUGGUAUCUCGAUGAAGUCCGUAUAGACAUUCCAUCACGGGGCGAACACUAUUUGUUCGCGUGUCAUCGCUGGCUGGCCAAGGACGAGAAGGAUGGUCUAACAAUGGUGGAGCUUGAACCUUCACAUAAAGAAGACCGUGAAAAACGACGCCGUGGGCCAGGUCUGCCAUAUGAAGUAACGGUCUGGACGAGCGACAAAUCCAGUGCUGGAACCGAUGCUAAUGUCUUCCUCCAGAUGUAUGGUGACAGCGGGAAAACUGAGAAGGAAGUCCUCAACAACCGCUCGGACAAUUUUGAACGAAACAAGAAAGACACGUUCAAGAUUGAAGCAGCUGAUGUUGGCAGGCUCCAGAAGAUCAGAGUUGGUCAUGACGGAACAGGGAUGUUUUCUGGAUGGCAUUUAGAAAAGGUAUUGAUUCAGAGGCACCCUAGAAAGGGAACACGUAAAACACCAAAGCGUCGCCGAACCCCAUCAGCAAACGAGCGUCGAAAGUCCCUGGUAUCAGACCUACAAGAACGAGACGAGGACUCCGAUGGAAGUAACUCGUCAUCAUCUCCAACACCUCGUCGAAGAAGAAGUUUCAAAAAGCACAAAGAGCCAGAGUUGAAGACAGUUGAGGAAGAAAGUGAAGAGGAUGUGUAUGAUGGUACAGAAACUGAGGACUACUGGUUUUUUGUCAACGAGUGGUUCUCACGUGGUGAAGGUGACGGAGCUAUUCAAAGGGAGUUUACUCCUACUGACAAGGAUGGAAAGCCACUCAAGGGAGCUCUCCAAGAUGUUGAGUACGAAAUCCAUGUUUUUACUGGAAAUGUACGAGGGGCAGGCACUGACUCUAAUGUGUUUAUCAACAUAUACGGAGAAAACUUUGACUCUGGCGAAAGGCAGCUUAAAGAUUCAAAUAACUUUAACAAGUUUGAAAAUGGACAGGAAGAUAUAUUCAAGCUCAAAAUCAAGGAAUUAGGACGAUUGGUGAAAUUACGUAUUCGCCAUGACAACAAAGGAAUAGGGGCAGCCUGGUAUCUUGAUAGAGUCGAAGUUGUCGAUACGAAGAAAAGGCAAACGUUCUACUUCCUGUGUCAGCGUUGGUUGGCAACAGGAGAAGACGAUGGACAGAUCUGUCGAGAACUUGUGCCUGUUGAUAAAUCCUUGCUCAGUAAAUCAGGAAAGGAUUCGGCUAGGGCUGAAGUUGCCCUGGAAACCAAAGCUGCCAUGACAACUUACUAUGUAAAUGUGAAGACAGGGACAGUUUGGGGUGCGGGAACUGACGCCAAUGUCUACAUCGUUCUGUUUGGUGACAAGGAUCAUACUGAUACUAUAUUCCUGAAAUCCUCCAUGACAAAUAAGAAUAAGUUUGAGGGUGGACAGACAGAUAAAUUCCUGGUGGAAGCCGUCAACAUCGGCGAACUCAAGAAAAUCAAAAUCGGCCAUGAUGACGCUGGAGGUGGCGCCCCCUGGUUCCUUGACGAUGUUGUUAUUGACAGUCCGUCGUUAGGUAAAUGCUGGGUGUUCCCUUGUCACAAGUGGCUCAGCUCCAAAGACGGAGACUGUCAACUGGAACGAGAGCUGUGGCCGCAGGAACUCAAUACUCAGGAAUACACACCAUGUAUUCCGUACGAGCUUAAAGUGUACACGUCCGACAAGUCAGGGGCGGGUACCAGUGCCGAAGUCUACAUCCAACUGUAUGGAAAGGAGCUGUGCACCACUCAAAAACAGAUGUGUCCCACCAAACGGGAACGAAGCGACAAAUUCAAACGAGGUGCUACCGAUCUCUUCCUGCUUGAGAUGGAAGAUGUCGGAGAUACGAUAGAAAAGAUCAGGAUCGGUCACAACAAUGCUGGCUUGACGGCUGGCUGGCAUCUCAAUCGUGUGGAGAUACGCAAACUCCACGAGACUGGACGGGGACCACAGGGGUCAGUGACGUAUGUGUUCCCGUGUGAUCGCUGGCUGGCUCGAGAUGAGGAUGAUACGGCCAUAGAGCGAGAACUGAUCGCUGGGAAAGUCCACCAAGAAAUGAUAGGAAGAGAUGGACAGGUCAAGAAAAAGGACAUCAAACUACGGGAUCAACUUCAAAACAAGCAGUAUGUGAUAAAUGUCCACACAGGUGAUGUGAGUGGGGCUGGUACAGACGCCAAUGUGUUCCUCACUAUCUGGGGUGACCGUGGUGACAGUGGCGAAAGGAAACUGCACAAAUCGGAGACGUACUCAGACAAAUUUGAACGCAAUCAUAUUGAUGUCUUCAGGAUGGACAUUGUUGAUUUAGGAAACAUUUAUAAGAUCAAGAUUCGCCAUGACAACUCCAUGUUUAACCCAGCAUGGUACCUAGACUAUGUUGAAGUAACCGACACGACAAACAAUCAGAAAUUUAUGUUUCACUGUGAGAGGUGGCUCGCUAAGAACAAAGACGACAAAAAAAUACAACGCUCCGUCUAUGUUAAGGGCUAUGAUGGUGAUAUGGAGUCGAGUACAGGGACCCUGGGUACCAUGAAGUCUACUCGUUAUGGUUCCGUGGCCAGUUUGGACUCCCUAAAGAGUUCAGAUCCAUUUUCCAAGUCUCCCCGUCUGUCUCGCAAACAACAGCUCGCUCAGGAGGAAAUGCCAGAUGGUGAUACGAUACCGUACACAGUCAAGGUAUCGACAGGGAAAGGGAAGGAUGAUGGAACGAACAGUAAUGUUUGGGUGAGAGUGAUCGGACCGCGAGGGAAGGACACGGGACGUCUAUUCCUAGAACUCGCCCAGAAGGAUAAGUUUAUGCCUGGGUCUGUAGAAACCUUUUCUCUGGAGGCAAUCGAUGUAGGGGAUGUCAAGAAGCUGGAGAUCGGCCAUGAUGGUGAAGCUCCAGGAACCGGCUGGUUUGUUCGGGAGGUCAGCGUGGAUGUGCCAACCAAGGGGAAGCAUUAUCUGUUCCAGUGUAAACAGUGGCUUGCCCGUGACAAGUUUGAUGGCAAAACAAUCAGGAUUUUCACUCUGGAUGAUGGUGUUAGUACCGUCACUUCCUACAGACCGAUGGUACAAUACGAGUGCGAGGUAACAACUGGUGACAUCACAGAGGCAGGCACGGACACCCAGAUCACACUCACUGUAUUUGGUGCCAAGGGUACCUCUGCCCCCGUCCUCCUGGAGAAGAUUGGAGACAGAUUUGAACGAGGUCACAGUGACCUCAUUAAGAUGGAGAUAGAAGAUGUAGCUCCAAUUAAGAAGAUUAGAAUACAGACCAAUGGCAAAGGCAGCAGACCUGAUUGGUACCUAGAAAAGCUGACACUACGCAGUUAUGAGACUGACGCCCUUUCCGUGUUUGAAGUCAAUGAUUGGUUCGGGAAGAAGAAGGGCACAUUGAUGCGUGACAUCGCUGCAAAGGAGAGAGGAAAGUUUGUCAUCAAAGAAACAUCCUACAGGAUUUCUGUUAAGACUUCUGAUGUUAGCGGAGCUGGUACGGAUGCCAAGGUGUUCAUCACGUUGUUUGGCGCCAAUGGAGAUACGGGUGAAAUUCAUCUAGCUAAAUCAGAAACCUACAAAGAUCCGUUUGAGAAUAACCAGAUUGAUGUGUUUACAAUUCAGAAGAUCCUCAGUGUUGGGGAGCUCUCCAAGUGCCGAGUCUGGCAUGAUAACUCAGGGUUUGGGGCAGCGUGGCAUCUGGCGUAUAUUGAGGUCGAGGACCUCAGUAAUAAGAAAGUCUACACUUUCCACUGUGACAACUGGCUGUCCAAGAAGGAUGGUGACAAACAGAUAUUACGGGAGCUGACGUGUGGUACCAUCGCCAAACCUGCCACCGGCGCCAAGGAAACUACCACUUAUGAACUUGAGGUGAAGACUUCUGAUAAAAAAGAGGCAGGAACUAUCCAUCAUGGCUGGGUCAUAUUAGAGGGCAGCAAAGAAAGCGUCAAGUACAAACUGGAAAACAGUGCACGCAACAAAAUUCUCCGCAGGGGCAACACAGACUAUUUCCAAGUUCCAUCCCGACCCCUCGGGAAGCUGAAACGUGUGGUAGUGGGCGCCACCGAGCGUGAGGACCACCCUCUACAGGAUAUGGAGGGUCAUGAAGCCAUGUGGUUCUGUUACGAAAUCAGCGCCACUGACACCACUACUGGUAACAAAUACCUGUUUCCCUGCAAGAAAUGGAUUCAGAUAUCUGACAGACUUUAUUCCAAGAAAUACAGGGAAGUUUUGGAGGUCAAAUCUGUAGAGGAAUCCCAGGUUUCUGUAGUACGAAAUUUAGCCCCAAUUAAGUACGAGAUCAUCGUAUUCACUGGAGACGUAUUUGGGGCGGGAACCAAUGCCAAUGUCUCCAUCACCAUAUUUGGCUCAAACGGUGACAGCGGUAAACGAGCACUUCAACAGAGCUUCAGGGAUCUGUUCGAACGCAACCAGGUCGACAAAUUCCAGAUGGAAAUACUUGACUUAGGAGAGUUACACAAAGUUCGGAUAGAGCAUGACAAUAGUGGUUUCCGUCCGGCCUGGUUCCUUGACAGAAUCGAGAUAGUCAACCUCGGCACAAAUAACAACAGUGUUUUCCCAUGCAACAACUGGCUGGACAAAAACAAGGGAGAUAAAUCUAUCUGUCGUGAUCUCCUAGCCAGGGAAUGAGAAUUCCAAGACUACAAGAUUAGGAUUUUAUAAAGAAUUAUUAAAUUAUAGAUUUUUUUUUAUUAGUGCUAAUAUUAAUGAUACUCUGUGAUAAACAAAUAUAGUUGGUGUCAAAGCUAGAUAAAGCAAAUACCAAAGACGUUUUAAUCUCAGAGGAAAAUUACUUUUCCUUUUGUUUUAUCAAAUAGCUAAACGACAUGACCUUGGUAUCUGUGUUAAAGUGUUAUGCCUCUAAUACUUAUGAAUAUUUACAAAAGAUUGUAAUAAUGUUAAUUUUUUAUAUUCAAUACAAACAUUCCGUGGAAGUAAUCAAAACUAUACAUAUGGGCCUGGUUGUUCAAACCUAUAAUUCGUGGGAAGCUUUGUCAACUUAUUGAGUCAAAAUUUAAUUUUCAAAUCAGUAUAAUUUAGAUUUAUUUAAAAUUUUGAAAAUACCUGUGUGUAUUUUGCCUAAAGAUAUGGAAACUGAAUCAUACAUUCAAAUUUAAUUCCAAAUUUUGAUAUUUUUGAGAAAAUUUCACAUCAAGUUUUUAUUAAAAUAGGCAUAAAGUUGACCUAGGUUUGAACUUCCGGGCCAUGGAGGACUAGCAAUCUAGUGGUUUGUUUACCAAUGUAGUAGAAAUGGUAGUGGUGUAUUUUUAUAUAAAUGAAAUUAUAUAUGAGCUAACGAACUUACCUCACAUUGAAUCGAAAAUAAUUUAUGUAUGUCAUUUAUUUAAUUACACUCAUGUUUGGUAAUUUAUUUGACUCUUUUUGUGAUAGAAACUUCAAUGAAAUCCUUAAUGGCUGCCAAUGAUAACUAUGAUUUAUUCUAUUAGUCAUGAUGCUUAAUGAUUUUAAUGUCAGUCAUCCUAGAUUUUAUUAUAAGCAUUUCUGUGAUUUCAAUUCCUUAAGCUUACUUGAUUAGUUGAAAUAAGUAAGUAAACAAAACCUAUAUAGCAUAACUUAUUUCAUGUAUUGUUUUCAUUAAAUUCAUGUUCAUAUACUCAAAUCAACAUCCCUGUGGCCUUUUGAACCAAGUUUCCAGGUGAAAAAAAUCAGGUAUUUUCCAAUUAUGAAUAUUAUUUUGUUUUAUUGUCUCUCUCAAGCCAUGAUUUUUAUCUUCCAUUUGUGGAUUAAUAUAGGAAUGAGGUAGGUCCUGGGCAGAUAUGACUAGAGCCAAGAGCAAAACCAAAUAUGAUAUGCCUCAGGGACAGAACUGUGCUGCCUUAUCCGACAUUCUAGCUUUAACUCUGAUUGUCUCCCCUUUUCCAGCUAGGACUUGUCUCCCUUUGAUGACUAACUGUCUCUCCUUGUAUCCAUAGCUAUGACCUUGCUCCCAGACAAGGGUAAUUGUGAUGUCACUGUCCUAAAAUGUGAUUGUCUCCCUUUGAUAACUGAUUGUACUCUUAGUUAUAUAACCGUGCUCUAGUUAGUGGUUAUGGUAAUGCUAGCUGUUCUCAUAAUAAAUUGUGAUUGUCUCCCUUUGGUGAUUGUUUCCCCUUUUACUCUUAACUAUGACCUUGCAUUUUAUAGAUAGAUUUUCUUCAACAUUCCGUCCUUGGGUAGAAUACUUUUGUUAAGUAAUAUCAUGAUUUGAUUUUUUACAUAUCUGUAUCAUAUUUUUGCUUUUUGAUAUUAAAUAUUAUUUCAUAGUCGUAAUCUACUUUUUAACAUUUUUUCUAGAAAUAAUAAAUUUUCCAUUUAUAACUGUUGUUUUCUAAUGUACAAUCAACAAACUUAUAGUAACCCAGUGAUAUAUCUAUAAAUUUGUACAUUUUGCUUAGGAAUCAUUUUAUGAUAAUUUAAUAUCUUUAAGACUAUAAAAAGUACUCUAAUUCCUUAUUUCUGCAGCAUCCAGUUGUCAUGUGGGAGUUUCCUUUUUUCACUAUAUACUAGUAUGUAAAACAAGAAUUGAUUAAAGGGUUCAAUAUUUAUAUAAUUAUAACUGUUGAACUUAUAUAUAAGUUGUGAGGUUAAAUUGAUAUUUAAAAUGAAACGUCUUGUGUAUUAUUUAAUAUAUAAUCCAUUAUUUUUGUAUAAUAUGUAUAUAGAUUUAUAAGUAUGUUUGUAUAAGCUUUGUAUAUAAAAAUGAAUUACUACUAGAAAUCAUGUUCAAUGUAUAGUUUACAUUUCCUAGUCCAAUAAAUUAAAAUUGAUCUUGUUUUCCUGCAAUAUGUGACACCAUAUUACUACAUAGUACCAUGAAUGUACAUGAACUACUAUCAUUGUAUGGCUGAGGAUUUAUAGAUCUAUAAUAAGUCUGAGGUAUGACCUUGGUAUUGCGAGGUACGACCUUGGUAUCGCGAGGUACAACCUUGGUAUCGCGAGGUACGACCUUGGUAUCACGAGGUACGACCUUGGUAUCGUGAGGUACCACCUUGGUAUUGCGAGGUACGACCUUGGUAUCGUGAGGUACCACCUUGGUAUUGCGAGGUACGACCUUGGUAUUGUGACAUCUUAAAAUUAAAAUGAAGUAUCAAAAGCAACUGCCUUUCAUAUUCAUGUACAUGUACAUUGUGCCUUUUCUGUUCACAUGUGCUGUAACCCCUUCUCCCUCCACCUACACCUACCCCCUACUCCUACCCUACCCCCACCCCUCAACCCCUUAAGGUGUUAACACCAAUUGGAAUUUGUAUUUCAUCAAAUUAAAUCUGUCUCUUAUCAAAUGUACAUGCUUUUAAAAUUGGUAUCCUCAUCAUUAAAAUGAUCAUCCAUGGUAUUGCACUUAAUGUCUUAAAUUCACAUGAAUAUUAAUUUUUAUUAUAUUUAUAUCAUUUCAUUUAUAACGUACAAUUACGUUGUUUUUUUUCGUAAACUUGCAUACAAAAUUAUAAUCCUAGGCAAAUAUGCCUUGGUUGGUUGGUUUAAGACAUAGGUUUAAAGAAUCAGAUUAACUAGUUGUAAGAUCAUCCAUAAGUAACAAUUCAUAGACAAUAGAACACAGACAUUUAGUUAUUUCCCUAUAACAAACAUGUACAUUAGCAGCUAGAAAUGAUAAAACACAUCCCUGUUUUAAUGAUACGAUUUCUAUUUUUACCUGACAUACCAGGGUACAUGUACAAAAAAAAAACCUUCACAACCUAAAAAAAUCUUAUACUUCUCAUCAGGAUUACUGCCUAAGAGUUUGAAGGUCACUGUUUCUAGAAAUAGAUCUUUUAACUGUAAAAGUAAAAUAUCAGUUUCCAUUCAAAAAUCCAGUUCCUUUUGGCUGAUCAAAUUCCUAUGGAACUGUUUUUAAAGUUCAAGGUCACUGUAGAUAGAUCAAUAACUUCAUUUCUCCUGGUUAAAUCAAAAUUUAACACAGUGCUACCUUAUGGGAAAUGCUUUUUAAGAUUAUUUUCCAUCAUGAGCUUAUGAAGCUAAUUGGCCUCAUUGAAUUCAGUGGAAUACUUAGUUUUGUAUAUAAUGUAGGAUUGUGUUUGCAUACAUUGUAUGUGACCAAACUCUUUGAUGCUUUUUAUGUGCCAACAGCCUUAAAACGAGAUGCUAGGAUAUAUUUAAAAUCUAUUGCUGUGAAUUUCAAACCAGAAUUGUAAUCACUUUGAUUAAAAGUGAAAACUUAUUUUCAGACUCGCCUCUAUACCAGAUAUGAAGUUAUAUAAUUAUUAUAUGUAUCUUAACUCAAUUUUCUGUGCCAUGUUAAAUUUUUAUAUCAAUCAUCAAACUCACGAAAAAUCUGUUACCAUUUAAUUAAUAUUUCAACGUAUGAAUGGAUUAAGAAGUUGAAUACAUUGAACCAUACUCUUGUUGUUUACUUUAGAAUAUCUUAAUCCUUUAUGACGAGGCAUUAUGCUGUUCAAAAAGAAAACACGUUAUCCCUAUAUAGAUCAUGUUCAUAUUUCAUUUCGAAAUUUCAUACUUUUGGACUAGCAUUGCUAAAUUCGAGCUCUAUGCUGUAACAUUCAAUAUUUAUAUCAAUAUUUAUGUAAACAAUGUUAUUGUAUCUAUGUAUUUUAAUUGUAAACAUCAUUAAGAACUCUGAACCCUAGCUAUAGCAUAACUAUUUUAGCAUCCUUAACAAUAGCGUAAUAUAUGUCAUUUUACGAUUGUAUAUUGUAUUAUAAAUAAUACUGUGCAUUGUAUUAUAAAUUAUAUUAUACAUUGUAUUACAUUAUAAGAUUUAAUUAUAUUAUACAUUGUAUUAUAUAACAUUAUACAUUGUAUUACAUUAUAAGAUUUAAUUGUAUUAUACAUUAUUGUAGAUAUGGUUCAUGUACCAUUGGGUUGUAUAUAUUGUUUACGCAUUAUUUUUAGACUAUGUUGUGGAAGGUCUAUUGCAGUGUUAUGUACUUUGUCGACACGUCUCUGACGUCAUGUCAAAACUGCUGAUUAAUAAAACCAGUCUAGAUAGAAUA